Pelobates cultripes (western spadefoot toad) is the source of this 10288-nucleotide messenger RNA. Lineage: Eukaryota; Metazoa; Chordata; Amphibia; Anura; Pelobatidae. The record is from the annotation of a GenBank genome assembly.
AUGCGGUCCAGACAAGAGUCUGGGUCUUCUGAAUCUGAAGAUAAUUCUGAUGUCCAGUUUUUCUCUGACGAAGAAGAGGAGGAGAUAGAUCAUUCAUCAAGAUCACUGGAUUCUAGAUCCGUGGAGAAGUUGAUUUCACUAUUAAGAAAUACUUUAAGGAUCCCUGAAGAUAAAGCAGAGGUGCGUGAGUCAGACAGGUAUUUUGAAGAUCUUAGGUCAAAUAGACCUACCUUUCUGGUUCAUGCAGCUAUCAAAGAAGUCAUCUCUCAAGAAUGGAGUAGGCCAGAGAAGAAAGCUACUCUGAAGAGUAAAGCUUCUAGGGUAUAUCCAUAUUCUCAGGUGGAUUCUAAAGCUUGGAUGUCCAUUCCUAAGAUUGAUGUGGCUGUUAUCCAUAUGGCCAAAAAGACUACUCUUCCAGUAGACUCAAUGGCUUAUUUACGCGAACCCAUGGAAAAACAGUUGGAUGCGGAUUUAAUUAAGGCAUACCUGGCUCUGGGGUCUGCUUUACUUCCAGCAGUGGCAUUGACGACACUUUCUAGAGCCUUAAAGGUUUGGCUACAGAAUUUGUAGGAAGAUAUAGCAACGGGGAUUCGCAGUGAGCAUCUGAUUGAAAGUCUGAAAGAUUUCCACUUGGCAUCAGAAAUUUGCUCAGAGGCCUCUCUCGAUAUUACCAAGAUGGUGGCUAAGAGCAUGGCUCUGACGGUAGCAUCCAGAAGGACGUUGUGGCUACAUGCUUGGGGUGCGGACUAUGCAUCAAAAGCAUCUUUAUGUGCUCUUCCCUUUCAAGGCGAUCUACUUUUCGGCAAAGUUCUGGAGGAGGCCAUCCAUAAGGCAGCUGAUGGUAGAAGAGCCUUUCUUGCUCAGGACAAAAGGCGUCCCUUAUCCAGUAUGUGGAAGAAUAAAAUAUAAGGAUCGCUCCUUUCGUGACUCCAGGACAUAUUGUCCAGGCAGAGAGUACAAGAAAUACUCAAAUUAGAGAACAAAUCAACCAUCUUCUUCUUCCUCAAAGUUCUCCAGAGGUAGAGGUUCCAGACCUGCUAAUAAGGGAUUCUGAAGGUGCGCAGGUCCAGCCAGGGAUAGGAGGUCGUCUCCUAAAGUUCUUCCCCGUCAGGAUCAAAAACGUCUCCGAUUCAUGGGUACUGUCAAUUAUAAAAGAAGGAUACAUCAUAGAAUUUUCAAGUAUCCCACCACCUACCUUCAAGCAAUCUCGCGUGGCAAGAGGGAUAAAGGAAGUAGCUAUGAUGGCUUGCAUCAAGGAACUAACCCUACAAAGAGGUUAUUGUGGAGGUUCCGAAGGCAGAAAAGUUCAAAGGCCACUAUUCAACCGUGUUUCUGGCUCCAAAGCCUUUAGGCAAAUGGAGACUGAUUCGGGACCUAAAGGUCUUAAACUCCUACCUAGAGACUAAGUCAUUCAGGAUGGAGUCCAUUUCCAGUAUUGUCGGCAACAUAAAGGAGGGAAGUUGGAUGACAUCCAUAGACCUCAAGGACACAUUAUCAGAUUCCCAUUCACCCAUCGCAUGUAAAGUUUCUGCGUUUUUACAUAUGGGGGAAGCAUUACCAAUUCAGGGGACUUCCCUUUGGGCUUAGUCUAGCUCCAAGGACGUUCUCGAAGGUUCUCAUUGCACCGAUUGCCAUUCUAAGGUUGCAGAGGAUAGAGAUUUUCCAUUACCUUGACGAUAUUCUUAUCGUGGGUUCCUCGGCCAAGGAAGUGUCACUUCACACUCAAACUGCUAUUCACUGUCUACAGGCUCACGGAUGAAUGCUGAACUUAGGGAAGAACUCUCUGAUACCAUCCCAUAAGAUAAUUUUCCUGGGGGCAAAAAUAGAUACUGCUGUAGCAACUCUCUCUCUUUCGCCAGAAAGAAUGACAAAGAUUUGCGAGAAGAUUAUGGAUAUUCAAGACCGUCAGUCCCUUUCUGCCAGAAGCUAUAUGAGCCUCUUGGGGUCCCUGACGUCCACGAUAGGGCUGGUAAGAUGGGCCCAUUGGCAAAUUCGACCUAUCCAGAUGGGGUUUCUAUGGCAGUUCAACAAGCACAAUCCGAACUGGGAUCAAAAAAUUGUUCUUAUGAAGUAUGCAAAGAAUCAGCUGAAGUGGUGGAAGAACAAGAAGAAUAUGAGUCAGGGGUUUCCAUUGGAGGAACUGAACUGGUUAAUAGUUACUACGGACGCAAGCUUACAAGGUUGGGGAGCUUAUCUGGGAUCUCUUUGGAAACAGGGAAGGUGGUCCAACACGGAGAGAAAAAUGCAUUCAAACUUAAAAGAGUUGAGAACUAUUCUCAAGGCCCUUCAAGGGUUCCUUCAUUUAAUACAAGAUGCUUGGAUUAUGAUUCAGACAGACAACAGGGCAGUGGCAUCAUACGUGAACCACCAAGGUGGUACUCGGAGCAAGCUUCUGUUGAGGGAACUAACUCCUCUUAUGUCUCUGGCACAGAAUCAUCUUCAGGGAUUAAAGGCAGUAUAUCUACCAGGUCCUCAAAAUAUUUUGCCAGAUUACCUGAGCAGAUCAAGUAUUUUGCCAGGAGAAUGGAAGCUACAUACAGAAGUAUUCCAAGCAAUUAUUCUUCGGUGGGGCAUACCACAGAUCGACUUAAUGGCUACGAACAGGAACACUCAGGUACCGAAGUACUUCUCUCUUCUAGCAGCCCAUCGGGCAAUGGGUCAGGAUGCUUUGUCUCAAAUAUGGGAUUUCUAUCUGGGAUAUGUAUUUUCUCCCUUACCGAUAAUUCAUCGCUUACUAAAGAAAAUUUGGAUGGAGAAUCAAGUGAUAAUAGCUAUCAUCCCGUUCUGAUCAAGGAGGCCCUGGUUCCCUCUCCUGUGCAAGAUGUCCUUGGAGGAACACUGGCAGCUUCCAAUCAGGAAUGAUCUGCUAAGCCAGGGUCCUGUCUACCAUCCCAACUUCGUACAUCUGAGACUGGGGGCUUGGCUUUUGAAAGGGAACGGCUCCUGCAAACAGGAUUGUCUGAGGCAGUAACGAAUAUGCUUCUUCUGUCUAGGAAGAAAUCUACGUCCAAGUGUUAUCACCGUAUAUGGGAAUCAUUUAAGUCCUGGAAUCUUGACAAAGGUCUAGACUUCUUGAAACCUGAUCAGAACCAGAUUUUGGAGUUCUUACAGGCUGGAUUGGAUAAGGGUUUAAACCUGAGUACCUUGAAGGUGCAGUGUUCGGCACUAUCGGCCCUCUGUAACUACUCUUUGGCUUCAAAUCCUCUGAUUGACAGGUUCUUUAAGUCUACCAUUUGCAUUAGACCUCCUCUGCGCAACUAUGCUCCUCCUUGGGAUCUUCCUCUGGUCUUGGAUGCCUUGUCCGAAAUUCCUUUUUCUCCUCUAGAGAACUUGGAUUUCUCUCACAUACAAAACUCUUUUUGUUGGCUGUUACGUCAGCCAGAAGAAUCUCGGAGGUGAGAGCUCUCUCCUAUGAAGAGGACUAUAUUCAGGUUUUCCAAGAUAGAGUGGUUUUAUGUCCAAAGUUGGAAUUCCUUCCGAAAGUUGUCUCAAAAUUUCACUUACACCAGGAGAUAGUUCUGCCUUCUUUUUUUCCUGAACCUUCCUUGGAGCUGGAGGUGAAGCUUCAUAAUCUGGAUAUUAGGGAAUACUUGAUCAGGUAUUUGUCUGUUUCUAGUACAUUUCGUAAGACGGAUCAUUUGUUCAUUAUUCCUGAAGGCUCCAGGAAAGUUGAAGCUGCUUCCAUUUCUACACUACGUAGAUGGAUUUCCAACAUCAUCACUAAAGCUUACACUCUGAAAGGUGUUUCUCCUCCGAAACGGAUUCUCAUUCGACUAGGCCUUUGGCUACUUCAUGUGCUAAUUGGGCAGAGGUGUCCCCUGAUGACAUAUGCAAGGCAGCAACGUGGUCUUCUCCUAUGACCUUCAUAAAACAUUAUAGGCUGAAUGUAGCCUCUUCUUCUACUAAGUUUGGCAGAAGCGUGUUGGCUUCCGUUAGCUCAGCAAAAUAAAAUUAAAUGUUAUUGCAGUUAAAAUGUGUGGAUUAUUUUUCCCAACCUUUCUUGCUAGUUUGCUUGGGUAUUACCCAUAAGUGAUGCUGCCAUGAUUAGCCAGGAAUACCAAAAUUUUGUUUCAUACUUACCAGUAAAUUUAUUUUCCUGGCUAUUUCUCAUGGCAGCAUCAGGUUCCCGCCCUGGGUUUUGUCUGAGCUUUUCAAUUGGACUGAGGUAUGGAGGGAGGAGGAACCCUUUAUGCCUACAGCCUCAUUAAUUGUUUAAUUGUUUUCUGUCCUGAUCCGGCUGAGGGUGGAGCUAACCCAUAAGUGAUGCUGCCAUGAGAAAUAGCCAGGAAAAGAAAUUUACUGGUAAGUAUGAAACUAAAUUUCGGUAUCUAGCACCAAAAAUUAAAAAAAUGUACUUUUUAAAACUCCAAUGUAAGCAGCAGAUUAGCAGCAAAACAAUUAGAAUUUUUACAACUGCGCAGUAAGCGCACUAUUAGACGCUUCAAUUUGACUCUCAGAUAUGAAGUGCACCGCAGGCCACAAAUGUACUAUUUAGCAGAUUAGCAGCAAAACAAUUAUAAUUUUUACAACUGCGCAGUACGCGCACUAUUAUACUCUUCUAUUUGACUCUCAGAUAUGAAGUGCACGCCCCAAAAUGUACUAUUUAGCAGAUUAGCACCCAUAAAAUUAGAAUAUUUACCACUGCGCUGUAAGUACACUAUUAGACGCUUCGAUUUGACUCUCAGAUAUGAAGUGCACCGCAGGCCGCAAAUGUACUAUUUAGCAGAUUAGCAGCAAAACAAUUAGAAUUUUUACAACUGCGGUGUAAGCACUUUAUUAGACGCUUCUAUUUGACUCUCAGAUAUAGAAAGCACUCCCCAAAAUGUACUAUUUAGCAGAUUAGCACCCAGAAAAUUAGAAUUUUUACACGCUAUUAGACGCUUCGAUUUGACUCUCAGAUAUGAAGUGAACACCCCAAAUAUACUGAGCAAAAAACAGGGCGCAAGAGAAUACUGAGAACAGGCAGCAGCUGAAAUAGCCUGCCCUUCGGUGGUUCCCCGCUUAGUUCUCAAGCUGGUUUUAGCUCAUCUUGUGCCAUUACAGAGAGAACAUCUCUGAAGCAUAUCAGACUAGUCCCGCCCAUACGGGCAGUCCAUAUCCGAAAUGCCAGCAAGUUCGCUCUGCACAAGAGAUACAGCAACCCCAGACGAUUGUUUCAGCCUUGUUAGGCAUCAUCAGUGAGGCAUAGCUGAUAUCUCUCUAGACACUGUGAGCAAGGGGUCCACAUCUGGAUUACCCUUUAAACUUAUGGAGAGCAAAAAAUGGGGUGCAAGAGAAUACUGAGAACAGGCAGCAGCUGGAAUAGCCUGCCCUUCGGUGGGUCCCCACUCUGUUCUCAAGCUGGUUUUAGCUCAUUGUGGCGAAACUGGCCUCGCCACGUGUCCUUGGAGGGGGCUGCUUGCCCGCCUCUUGCCUUUGGACUAUGGACCAGACUUUAUGUGAAGGUGUUAAUCCAGAUAGCUAUGCCAUGGAGCCCAUUCGUGUAGUUAAAGACUUUGGCUCCAUGGCAAUUGAACUGUGUGAAUAGGAUCUGAGCGCUAUUCGGUAGUUUUGUGCGCUCAGAUCCCAGCUAUCUGGGGAUAUGUGAAAUGUCUGUGUGUUAUGUGUAAAAAGUGACUUUAUGUAUUUUAAAGUGUUUUGUGUCUUUUGCAACCAUGUGCUUAAUGGAGUCUUGUGUCUGUCCUGGGAGAUAAUUGAAUUACUUAUCUCCAGGAUAGAAGACUCUGAAACUGGUUUGGGCCAGAAAGCCAUGCUUCAUUUAGUCACAAAGGACUUUUUACUAACUUUUGAACCCCUUGUCUGAUUUGUGCCAUUUUUGAAUAUGUUGUUCCCCUGAAUGGAUUGAUUGUGAAUAUGUAAUUUUAUGUGAAUGUGAUGUAUGGUUUUGGAGUUAUGAAAGUUGGGUAGAAAGUAUGUUUUAACUGUAUGUGUAAUUGAGUUUCCUCUCAGGAUAAGGGGAGGGAAUAUGUGGGAUGUAACUGUGAUGUGAUUGGUUGUUUUAUACCUCCCUGUGGGCGGUCCUGUAUGUGAAAGACUGUAAUAAAAACCAGGCUGGGUGUGCCAGCACAGGAGUUCCUGCUUAACCCUCAAAGUGAAGUGUCGUCUCAUUAUUGGGGAAGGAUUUAUUGUAUGCUGUUCCAGUUUGACUGCUAGGAGAGUAAACCUAUUCGUAUGGUUCCUAUUCAACUGUCUACAGCAUUCAUAUGCUUGAGAGGAUUCAUAUGCUUCUCCGGUUCGGUGGUUGUGGUGUCUGCUGCAGUGCUUGGAGUCCUCAGGAAGCGCUAGGAGCAUCUUUCAACGGAGGUACCCAGUCGGGGUGCCAGGCGAUCCGUUACACUCAUCUUGUGCUAUUACAGAAAGAACAUCUCUGAAGCAUAUCAGACUGGUCCCACCCAUACAGGCAGUCCAGAUCCAAAAUGCCAGCAAACUCCCUCUGCACAAGAGAUACAGCAACCCCAGAUGAUCAUUUUAACCUUGUUAGGCAUCAGUGAGGCAUUGCUGAUAUCUCUCUAGGCACUGUGAGCAAGGGGUCCAUGUCUGGAUUACCUUUUAAACUUAUGGAGAGCAAAAAUCAGCUAUGCCUCACUGAUGAUGCCUAACAAGGCUGAAACGAUUGUCUGGGGUUGCUGUAUCUCUCGUGCAGAGGGAACUUGCUGGCAUUUCGGAUCUGGACUGCCCGUGUGCAUGGGACUAGUCUGAUAUGCUUCAGAUAUGUUCUCUCUGUAAUGGCACAAGAUGAGCUAAAACCAGCUUGAGUUCUGAGCAGGGAUCCACCAAAGGGCAGGCUAUUUUAGUUGCUGUCCGUUCUCAGAAUACUCUUGCGACCAGUUGUUUGCUCUCCAUAAGUUUAAAGGGUAAUCCAGACGUGGACCCCUUGCUCAUGGUGCCUAGAGAGAUAUCAACUAUGCCACAGUGAUGAUGCCUAACAAGGCUGAAAUGAUCAUCUGGGGUUGUUGUAUCUCUCGUGCUGGCAUUUCUGAUCUGGACUGCCCGUGUGCGUGGGACCAGUCUGAUAUGCUUCAGAUAUGUUCUUUCUGUAAUGGCACAAGAUGAGCUAAUACCAGCUUGCGUUCUGAGCGGGGAUCCACCGAAGAGCAGGCUAUUUUAGUUGCUGUCUGUUCUCAGAAUACUCUUGCGACCUGUUUUUUGCACCCCAAAUAUACUAUUUGGCACCAAAUUUUUUUAGCAGAUUAGCAGCAAAACAAUUAGAAUAUUUACAACUGCGCAGUAAGCGCACGAUUUGACGCUUCUAUUUGACUCUCAGAUGUGAACUGCACCGCAGGCCCCAAAAUAUACUAUUUAGCAGAUUAGCACCCAGAAAAUAAGAAUGUUUACAACUGCGCUGUAAGCACACUAUUAGACACUUCUAUUUGAGUCUCAGAUAUGAAGUGCACCCCACUAAAAUACUAUUUAGCAGUUUAGCACCCAAAUAAUUUUAAGUUUUAAAACUGCAAUGUGACAGCAGUAUUUGACGAUUCUAUUUGACUCUCAGAUAUGAUGUGCACCCCACUAAUGUACUAUCCCACUAAUGUAUUAUUUAGCACCAAAAAAAUUAUACUUUUUAAAACUCAGAUGUAACCGCGGUAUUUGAAGCUUCCAUUUGACUAAUGUACUAGUUUGCAGAAUUCUUUCCUAAGCUGUCCCUAUCAGCGGCAGCAUCCUCUCCCUACACAAAUAAGACCUCAUGUGCGUGCGGCGCUACGCAACUCCAGCCUAUAUAUAGAGGCUGGGUCACAUGCUGCACUGGCCAAUCACAGCCAUUAGAUGGCUUCUAAGGGCACAUGAGUCAAACGCUUGUUGACUGGCUGCCCUGCAGCCUUUGAAAACAUGCCAUUAAAUAGCUGAACACCGAACUCCAACCCGAACAUACAGUCAUAGUCCGUGUUCGGGUCCGGGGUCCAAAAAACCUAAUGUUCGAUAAGAACCCGAACUUUACAGUCCGGGUUCGCUCAACUCUAAUCAUGUGUGUAUGUGUUCAGGGUAUCCAGUGUGUGUGUGUGUGUGUGUGUGUGUAAGUAAUGCAUUGUGUGUGUAGGGCUAUACUAUAGAUAUUGUAGCUGCCCAGGAGUAGUGGGAGUUUGAGCGCAGGGCUUAAUUUUAUAUGUUUGCAUUUGCUUUUGUAUUAUACAGCCAUGUUACAGUGCUGCCACCUGCUCCCUAGCAAGGAUUAAUAAAUGUGCAGGAGUUUAGAAAAAUACCCCUCUCUCUCAUGAGAGAUUUUGCCAUUUGGCUUAAAGAAGCAAGGUGAAUUGUUAGCGUAGGACUCAUCUAAAAAGGUUUUGCCUUGACAUGGUAGGUGAGCUUCCACUUUUUGAACAUUGGAUACCAAAAAACUUUCAGUUAUUUAAAUGUGCUUGUGGUUUGGGAUAGUGCAAAACUAACUUUUUUUUCUAAAAUGUUCAAAUGUGUCAACUUUAGAUUGUUACAUAUUCAUUGCUAUGGGAGGGGCUUAGGGAGAUGAAAUCCUGGAUGUGAGGCUCUUUAGCUCCAGUUCUUUAUAGUUAGUGGAAAACGCAGGAUGGUAUUUUUGGUUGUUUAGAAUCUUUGAUUUUACAUCAGGCAGAUGAUUUGAGAUGCACUUUAUUUGGAAAAAAUUUUUUAGCAGUAUAGUGCAUCCCUAGGCUGCUUAGGAAAGGGGAUUGUUUUGUCCAGGUAACUAGUGAGAAGGGUUGCUUGAGAAAAAUAAUGUUGUUGUAUACUUUUCUAUCUGUUUGGUAGUUUGGUGAGAUUAAAUUGUGUAAUGUGCUGUGCAGCAAGAGCUUCUUAUGACUGAUUUAUUUAAGAUCCUGGCUCAACAGCGUGCUAAGCAUGGUAUAGAGAAGAUUAUUUAACAUGGAAAAAGGUGGGGAUACAUCAAUGAUAUGUCUCUGCUUCGGGCUCAAGCCCCAGGUGUUUCUGGAAUAUAGCAAUGCCCUUCUUAUAUCUAAUAACAAGGGGGAGAUCUUAUUUUCAUAAUGAUUGUAUUUUCUUUUGCAAACUUCUGUUAAUUAAAAAGGGGAUCAGUAGCAUCAGGAGUGAUUUUUAAUUUAAAAAAAUAUUUUAAUACAUUAAAGUAAAAAGUCAGUGGACAAAUGGCGACCCAUUCACCUGUUUCACCCUGAAAAGAACAAAGCUUUCCCACACAUUGUGCCCUUAGUGCAAGUGUCCUUCAUUGGGGAAAAACACAGUGACCCAUUAGCUUAUAGCAACUGCAGACAUACAUGGCAAGACUCGAAGAGUGACACCACUACAAUGAAAGGCAUUUCAAAAGGGAUAGAAGCAGAAAAAGUUAUUUCAUUAUUAUUAUUUUUAAUUAUUUUUAUUCCACCCACAGAUUUUAAAAUACUUUGGGUUGGGUCCGAUCUCCAUGUUGAAUGGCUACAUGAACGAUCUGCUUCUGCAGCUCUUAGGUGAUAUUGCUUAAAAUUGACAAUUAAUCUACUUAUCUUGUUAUGGGGAUAUGAAAAUAUUACACUUUUAGAAUGAAAAGUUGUAUUUCUUAAACUGUGUACUUGAUUUUGCAAACUGCAAAUAGUUUUUCAUACAAUGGUGUACAGACUUUAGGACGCCAUCUUGUCCUAGGUUAGUGUAAUUCCUCAAGUCAUGGAAUUUCCCUACGUUUUAGUCUAGAUAUAGAUAGGAUGUCCCCAUGUGAAAUUACCAAGUAAAGGUAGUUCCUAAAAUUACCAAAUUGAACAUCUAAGGUAUAAAUAUGUGUACUUAUUAAUAUUAGGAUACAGAGGAGAGAGAUUGGAGACAGGGAUGUUGCUCCAUUUUAAUGACAGAGAGGUUGACAUGUUCAGGAGGAUAUGUUAUUCUAUUUUACGGAUAUUGCAAGCAUAUAUUUUAAUCUUAUAAACUCUGCUAUAAAUUAUUGCAAUGGACUAUUAAGGUUUUAUAUGUCUAUAUAUCUUUAUUUAUUUAAUAAAAUAUUUAAAAAGGCAAACCUUUAUUGCUUCCAAGACAAUCCCUAUUUAUAUUGUAUUCUCAAUUAUUUAUAUAUUUUAACUCUUACUAACUAUAUAAUAUUAUGGCUAAGAUAUCUGUAUGGUUAGCCCUGCUAAAUUAUCUGCUUUAAUACAUUAUAGUGGUAAAUAUGGGGACCAGCUGCGAUUACAAUCUGAAGCCUAUAAGCAGCAGUCCUGCAUGCAUAGAGGUGCUGGAACUCACACUUUACUCUCCUUGUAAUUUCUAGUCCCUUGGAGGGUACUUAGAUAUCGUGUUAGCUGAUGGGGCAGACAGCCAAUGUCCUGCUAUCGUGCACUACGGUUUCAAGCUGAAUCUCUGUAGAUAUUCGGAACUGGCCUAA